Messenger RNA from Manihot esculenta (cassava), 400 nucleotides. RefSeq lists its product as uncharacterized. Gene Ontology annotation, molecular function: calcium ion binding. Bases 23 to 400 code for a protein of 125 amino acids. The transcript has a single exon. NCBI's taxonomy places the organism in Eukaryota, Viridiplantae, Streptophyta, Magnoliopsida, Malpighiales, Euphorbiaceae. The record is from RefSeq and is a predicted model, not a curated record.
GAAGCUAAUCACAGAUUAAACAAUGGCUUUGGCAGUGGUGAAUGGACCAACGGUGACGGAAUUUGUAGAAGAUAAGCAAGCAUUUGAAACGUCCGUGAAAGAAUGCUUUGAAAUGCUCGACACUAAUGGCGAUGGAGAAAUUUCACGUGAUGAGCUUUGUGCAGGAAUUUGCAAGUUCAUGACUCAGACAAAACAAGAGAUGGGUAAUCUUUGCGAUUCCAUUUUUGAAAGAUUUGAUGAGAAUAAAAAUGGGAGUAUUGAUCCUAAAGAGUUUAGGUCAUUGAUGGAGGAGAUUAUGUUCGCCAUGGCUCGUGGGAUUGGUAACUCUCCUGUCCUUAUGGUUCUUGAUCCUGAAAGCUUGCUCAUGAAGGCUGUCCAGCAUGAAUAUGCCAAGAAAUGA